This is a messenger RNA of Necator americanus (New World hookworm), 723 nucleotides long. RefSeq lists its product as uncharacterized. Lineage: Eukaryota; Metazoa; Nematoda; Chromadorea; Rhabditida; Ancylostomatidae. Bases 1 to 723 code for a protein of 240 amino acids. The record is from RefSeq and is a predicted model, not a curated record. The transcript has a single exon.
AUGGCGGGGCAACUAUUUGCGACACCUUGUCGGAGGAAAGACUAUAGCGGGGCAACUAUUUGCAACACCUUGUCGGAGAAAAGACUAUGGCGGGGCAACUAUUUGCGACACCUUGCCGGAGGAAAGACUAUGGCGGGGCUACUAUUUGCAACACCUUGUCGGAGAAAAGACUAUGGCGGGGCAACUAUUUGCGACACCUUGUCGGAGGAAAGACUAUGGCGGGGCGACUAUUUGCAACACCUUGUCGGAGGAAAGACUAUGGCGGGGCGACUAUUUGCAACACCUUGUCGGAGAAAAGACUAUGGCGGGGCGACUAUUUGCGACACCUUGUCGGAGGAAAGACUAUGGCGGGGCAACUAUUUGCGACACCUUGUCGGAGGAAAGACUAUGGCGGGGCGACUAUUUGCGACAUCUUGCCGCGGGAAAGACUAUGGCGGGGCAACUAUUUGCAACACCUUGUCGGAGGAAAGACUAUGGCGGUGCAACUAUUUGCAACACCUUGUCGGAGGAAAGACUAUGGCGGGGCAACUAUUUGCAACACCUUGUCGGAGAAAAGACUAUGGCAGGGCAACUAUUUGCGACACCUUGCGGUCGGAAGGUAAAGACUAUGGCGGGGCAACUAUUUGCAACACCUUGUCGGAGAAAAGACUAUGGCGGGGCGACUAUUUGCGACACCUUGUCGGAGGAAAGACUAUGGCGGGGCAACUAUUUGCGACACCUUGA